Molecule: messenger RNA, 555 nt
Organism: Cryptomeria japonica (Japanese cedar)
Lineage: Eukaryota; Viridiplantae; Streptophyta; Pinopsida; Cupressales; Cupressaceae
Exons: 3
Coding region: 111-422 (103 amino acids)
Source: RefSeq, a predicted model, not a curated record
AGGGCCGGUUGGAUUCAUGUGAGGAGAUACGAGCUGAUCAGGUACAUAUCACAGAUGAGGGUUUGGACUCAUUUGAGGAUCAGCUGAGAGAUUUGAGCCAUACUGGAUUUAUGGACAUGCUACUACAGUCAGACACUUCAUCCACGAUGCCCACUCAUCUAGUUAGCCCCUUGCACUCCUCAGUGAUACGUACAGCUAGAGAGAGAUAUGCUGGCAUGAGUGAUGUUGUUGAUAUGAUUACGGGACAGGAUCAGUCUACUAUACAGCCUACUCCAGGUGAUACACAGUUAGCUCAUGUCACUCCUUCCUUGAGCUCUGAGCAUGUGCGUAGGAGAGAUUCUUUAGAUGCUGACAUUAGUGUACAGGACUCCCCCUCAGAUGGUCGCUCAGUUCGUAGCCGACAUGAUGAUCCCCAGUGUUGAUUUGCUCCAGACUUUAUAGCUCAUUUACAUUUAUCUUUUUAUAUACUUUCAUAUUAUAUAUAUAUUCAUGCACGUACAUGGAGUUUAGACUCUAGAUUAUACUUUAUACCUGGUUUAUGUUUGACUCUGGAUU